ACAGAAAUCAAGUAAAUCUUUCUAAUAUUUUUCUGUCAUUCUCACCAGGUUUCCAGAAUAAAAAUAGGGUUGCAAUCCUGGCAGAACUAGACAAGGAGAAGAGAAAAUUACUUAUGCAAAACCAGUCUUCCACAAAUCACCCUGGAGCCAGCAUUGCACUUGCACGAUCACCUCUAAACAAGGAUUUCCGUGACCAUGCUGAGCAACAGCACAUUGCAGCUCAGCAGAAGGCUGCACUGCAGCAUGCACAUGCACAUUCCUCAGGAUACUUCAUAACUCAAGACUCUGCAUUUGGAAAUCUUAUUCUUCCUGUCUUACCUCGACUUGAAGUGGAAUGAGUGAUGCUGUUUCUCGGAACUGUGGAGUCUGAUUCUAGCCAUAGCAGGACUGCCUGACCUUUUAAUUCUUUUAUUUUUGACUCUUAAAUCCUUAAAUCAUUCGGGAUUCUUGUGGUUGCCUUUGGAAGUGCAAACUCAACUAAUGAAAAAGCAGUGUUCUUGAACAGAGGUUUUAUUUCGUAUUUCAGGCUAAGGUCAAACAUAAGACCUCCCUGGUGUGUCAAGUGCAUGGUGCUUACUCAUAUCUUCCUUUUUAAAUAAAUAUCCAAACCAGAGUCAUCAAGAGAUGUACACAAUAAUAAAGAUCAUAAGUGCUGACCAAGUAUGCAAGUACCACUUUUUCUACUUUGAUGAAAAAGAAAGACACUUUUUUUCUGUCAAAGCAGACAUGAAUUUAUUAUGCACGUCAGUAAGUCACCUUUUUUUAAUUGACAUGCAGGAACAUUACUGGUAUAAUGCUGUUUGCUGUUACAACAUUACAUGGUCUUCACAAGUCCUUUGUUGUAGUGUACCUACCUCUUUAUUUUGUGAACUAUGAAAAUGAAUUAAAGUCACCAAGAAGAGUGGAAAAAAAACAAUUGUUUCAAGCAGUCUCUCAAUAAAAUAAAAGAAUCCUCUAAUUUCAGAUUGAAAGUGUGCAAGGACAUUUCAGAUCAAGGAUCAGGGAGUUGUGUCUUUUUCAAUACUUCAAGUGUGUUUUGUCUUUGCUUUAUUCUUUGCCUUUUUUAUUUGUGAUAACCAACUGCAUCUCCAUGCUGAAGGAAAAUGUAUUGCUCUUAAUUUUGUGAUUGUGGUUAUGCUACCAAUAUAAAGUAUCUUACAGUGAAAAAUA
Meleagris gallopavo (turkey) is the source of this 1170-nucleotide messenger RNA. NCBI's taxonomy places the organism in Eukaryota, Metazoa, Chordata, Aves, Galliformes, Phasianidae. The record is from RefSeq and is a predicted model, not a curated record.